GCUCCACCGAGCAAGUUCCUCCUGGGACGGGAGCUUCCAGCGAACCAAAACAAAAGCAGCUCCGUCCCUGGCUUUCCCCCCGAUAAAUCCGCGUCCGCCGCCGCCUCAGCAUGCCGCUGAAGCCGUGGUGCGUCUACUGCGUCGGGGCGUCGUCUCUGCUCACGCUGAUCAUCGGCAUUUCUUUAGCUUUAUCCAACGUCUUUCCAGGUUUUCUACAGUCCAGGGUUAAAACGGAGGUUGUCCUGAAAAAUGGAACAGAGGCAUUUGAGGCUUGGGCGGAUCCUCCCGCUCCCAUCUACAUGCAGUUUUACUUCUUCAACCUGACUAACCCGGGGGAGGUGCUGGACGGGGAGAGGCCGGCGGUAGUGGAGUACGGGCCUUACACCUAUAGAGAAUACCGGCCCAUGGAGGAGGUGGUCUUCCAGGAGAACGGCACAAGAGUUUCAGCGGUCAAUCGUAAAACGUACAUUUUCCAGCGCGACAUGUCCCGAGGUCCUGAAAGUGACCUGAUCAGGACAAUCAACAUCCCUGCCAUGACUGUAAUGGAAAGAUUUAAGGAUAAUGCAGUUUUAGCCAAUUUGAUCUCUGCCUACAUGCGGUCGGCUGGCAUCGGCCUGUUCAGCACCCACACCGUGGGAGAGCUGCUGUGGGGAUAUGAGGACGGCCUGCUCAAGGCCCUCAAAGUCUUACAGCCUGAGCUGGACGACGUGUUUGGACUCUUCUAUAAAAGCAAUGCUUCGAACGACGGAGAAUAUAUGUUCUUCACUGGCCAGCAGAACUACAAGGACUUUGCUAGAGUGGACACGUGGAACGGGAAAAGCUCUUUGGACUGGUGGACGUCUGACGAGUGCAACAGCAUCAAUGGCACCAACGGAGCCUCUUUCCAUCCAGUCAUCAGCAAGAAUGAAGUGCUCUACAUGUUCUCCUCUGACCUGUGCAGGUCUUUGUAUGCAGUUUACACCGACGACGUGGCCGUGAAGGGGAUCCCCGGCUACCGCUUCUCUCCCCCCUUUGAGGUUUUCGCCAACCUGACCCUGAACCCGGCCAACGCAGGCUUCUGCGUGCCGGCCGGUAACUGCCUCGGCUCGGGCCUGCUCAAUGUCAGCGCCUGCAAACAAGGAGCUCCCAUCAUCAUGUCCUCGCCGCACUUCUACCAGGCUGAUGAAAAAUUUGUGCAGGACGUGUUUGGCAUGAGGCCCAAGAAGGACGAUCAUCAGACGGCCAUCGACAUCAAUCCGCUGACCGGCUUCAUCCUGCAAGCGGCCAAACGUCUCCAGAUCAACGUCUAUGUGAAGAAAGUUCCAGACUUCAGUGAAACAGGAAAUGUGCGGACCGUUGUGUUCCCUGUGGUGCAUCUCAAUGAGAGCGUUGUUAUUGACGAUGCGUCGGCCAAGAAGCUGCAGCUGAUCGUUGUUGAAAAGAAUGUCGUGGAGAACAUUCCUUUCAUGCUGAUCGGUGUCGGCAUCCUCCUGGGAGCAAUCUUUAUGUUCUUGAUGUGUCGACAGAACGUCCCAGAGAGCACUGUAGCAGAACGUCAGCCCCUGCUCUCAUCCUAACACUAAGCGGAGCAUGUGAGGAUAAAUGUGGCGUCAGCGGCAUAAUGUUAGGAUAAAAGACUCCAACAUUUCGACUCCUGAUAUCUAGGUAGCCACUCCUAGCCAGAAUCCCAUCUUUGUAAUAAUCUUAAUCGAAUGCUUUCAGGAAAAGUUGUGUGUUUGUAACAAGCACUUAAGUUGGUUGUCUUCAUGCUGUGAUGUUGCUGAAACUCUUAAUUUUGUUUUUUAUACCACUAAAUAAUGGUUUUAAAUGAAACCAUGCCGCAAUGAGCGGUGUUGAACCUCAUCGUAAUUCUUCAGUGCAAAUAAUUUAACUGACAUUGCCAUAUUUGUGUAUGAAAUAUGCGACAAAGUGUGCAUAAAAGUGUUAAAUUCACGAGUCCUCGAAUCAGCUGCCUCCGAUGAGAUGCCAUUUCAGGAAAAAGAAAAUCUGUUUUAAGGUUUUGUGUUAACUAAAAGGAUAUUCAACUACACUGACCACUGAGCUUUAAUGCGACAAGUAUGGUUUUUAUAGACUUAAAGACUUCAAAAGUCUCAAUGGAAGUUUGAUGGUUGAAUCUGGGAGUUUCCUGCAUUUUAGAGUUACUAUAAUGGGGAUUUAUUUGCUUAAAAACAAUGCAUCCUGUUGAAUCUGAUAAUGGAAAAGUUUGUGAAAUAAGACCUAAACAGUAUUACUUAAGGUUAAAGGGAUGGCGUUUUAUUUGUGAAUGUGUCGGUAGAAACAAAAACUGUUUCUUCCCAGCUCAGUUCGACCCUUUUUGUCUUGACGUUGUUUUUAUGACGCUCGGAGACAUUGAUGAAAGAAAGGUGCAAAGAGGUUUAUGAAAGUCUCAUAACUGUUUUAUUUUUAAGUUUGUUUUCUAUUGGAAAAUGUUAAGUUGCUUGAGUAUAUAACUGUUGUCCAGCUGGGCCGAGGCUUUUAAAGUUGCUUGUUUGUUAAGAAAAUUUGUCGAUUCUAUUCAACGCUACACAGAGUAAGAUAAUUGUGCAAUUUCUUACAUAUAAAUUUUAGCAUUCACCAUUUACUGACAGAUCCUGUUGAUGUUUUGUGCUGUGUUUGUAAAAGACUGUUUAUAUGUCUAAUAUCUGAUUAACUUCACAGAAAAGGUCAUAUAUAUGUGAUUUGCACUUUGUCUCAUCUGUCGUGACCAAUAAACUCUGUGUGAUUUAAA
Fundulus heteroclitus (mummichog) is the source of this 2728-nucleotide messenger RNA. RefSeq names its product scavenger receptor class B, member 2c (gene scarb2c). The transcript is spliced from 11 exons. Lineage: Eukaryota; Metazoa; Chordata; Actinopteri; Cyprinodontiformes; Fundulidae. Bases 111 to 1556 code for a protein of 481 amino acids. Gene Ontology annotation, cellular component: cytoplasm; lysosome; membrane. The record is from RefSeq and is a predicted model, not a curated record. Gene Ontology annotation, molecular function: scavenger receptor activity. Gene Ontology annotation, biological process: protein targeting to lysosome; receptor-mediated endocytosis.